GCUCUCCCUCCACUUUCUGCUCAACCCUCCACUUGCCUGAUCAACAGAGACAAACAGCACUGGUGAGUGAGGAGAGCGGAUAAAGGAAUGUGACAGACUUUUCUUAAUGCCCAUUUGGACCUUUUUUUUCCCCCUAUCUGGACAAUGUCUGAAAGUAUUGUGAGGAAGGUGCAGCCCUUCACCAUUGGGACGAGGCUGUCAGUCCCGGCUGUGCCAAAAUGCCAGGAGUUUACACAGAGUUAUCUACAGAGCCAGAGUCUGGAUAACUGCACUCUUCAGCACAACCUGAACUCGCUCUACCUCAGCCGAUCGCAGGUCUGUGCACAUGGCCCCUGUCUCGUCUCGCCCAUCGUCAAGCAAGUAGCCCCCGUCACACACAAACAGGAGGACAUGGCAGCCGAGGACCAGCUGAACCAGAACGUCACCUCUCCCUCUGCCGUGUCCAGAUCCAUCAAGAAGAUCACAAUCUCUGGGAGUAAGGACAGAUCAGAGAUGUCAGUGGGACCAGCGCAACUGUCAAUCACGGGCUCCACAUCUGAAAACAACAAUAACAACAACAACAUCACCACCAGCACAUCAGAUCCACAUCUGCCCAAGAUUGUGGGUGUGAGCUGUGAGAAUAAACCCAAUUCUCACUUCAAGGUUUUGCUCAGAAAAGACAGCGGCGAUGAAUUUCCGUCAACGCAGGGACAAAUCAAGGUGAAACUGAACGGAGAGAAAUCCGUCCAACAGAUUUCAGUGCCUGAAUCACAGAAGAAAGAAAGCCAUGAAGCAUCUGCAGCUGGUACGUCCCAGAGUGACUGCUUCACUCAGCGCAACUCGCUCUUCAACAAGGAAGUGCUGCAGGCCGAGGCCUGGAUCAAAGGAAAGCUGCAGGACUUGAAGGAUGGAUGCAAUAUUCAGCGCUGCCCCCUGCAGGACUGGGAGGAAGCAUCGCAGACGCUCCAGAGAGACCUCAAAGACUUCGAGAACACCCUGAUUCAACUCAACCAGAUGGGUGAGCAGUUGAUCUGCAAGCUGAACCCCACCUCCGAUCUUGUGAAGAAGCAGCUCAGUCAGCUCAGGGACCAGUGGCAGACUCUGAAGCAGACGGCUGCAAAUCAGACGAGGGCGCUGGGCGGGGCCAAGAACCUGCAGGAGUUCAACAAGAAGGUGGACAAGCUGGAGGCGUGGAUUAAAGAGAAGCAGGAAGAGGAGCAGGCUCUGGUGAAUGUCUUGGAGGAAAAUGUUGACAAAAUGCAGCUGACCAGGAGGAUUUUAGAUCUGAAACAGGAUGAGCAGCUCUACCGAAACCUCCACGAGGAGAUCAACCACUUGGCCCUGAAACUGGAGAAACAGGGGAAGACAGAUGGCAAAAACAUCUCCAGCAGGCGGAAACACAUCAAUAAAAUGUGGCUAAAGGUCCAGGCUCAUCUGAAAAAUUACCAUGAAAAUCUUCAGCUGGCACUGGAGGUGUCCUCAUUCUACCAGCAGGCGGAUAAUACGUCGUUUGCUAUCAACAACAUGAGGAAAAGCAUAUCUGUGUCCAGAGAGCUGGACAGCUUUGGAGACAGAGAAAUACGUGACAUCGCCAGCCAAAUCAUGAUGCUAGAUGUGAGCGUGUCGCAGCUGUCUAACCUCCAUCCUGCCCUGGCUGCCGGCGUCACACAGAAGCAGAGCGAGGUGAAGGACUGCUGGGCGCUUCUGCAGAAGGUUUUCAGGAGUGACAGGCCCACGCACUCUCCCACUGGCUCCACUUUCACCAGGGAAGACGUUGACCCCCUGACCCCAGCCCGAGAACCCCAGUGCAACGUGGGAACGGAGACACAAAGGAUCAUGGGAAAGGAGGUGAAGGAGGAGCAGAAUCGCCUGAAAGGCUGCGUGGGUGCUGUUGAGGUUGGUAGGAAAGCACCAGGCGAGCAAAGCCAGGAGCAGCAAUCAGUGAACCACACCUCGUCACCCACGGGAGACAGCCCUGCCUGUGCAAAUGAUGUCAUCAUCAGACAUCAAUUGAAGGCUGAAAGGAAGCCCAGAGCAGAGCCCAAGCUCGCUGCUGCCACCGCCACCGCCCCACGAGGCCACCCACAGAUUCACGUACAGCUCCAGAAGUUCACCGUGUCUGCUGACAAGACUUUGUCCUGGCUGAAGGACAACGUGUCCAUGGCCACACAGGUGUGUUCUGUAGCCAGCUUUGAGGGGCUGGAGGCAGCCAGAAGGUGUCAACACGCUCUGGAACAAGAAAUCCUCACCAACAGGGCCAGGAUCGAGGUGGUCAAAAGAGAGGGCCGCGGGCUGGUCCGUGCACAGCACCCGGGCAGCACCAAGAUCGAGGAGUUCCUAGGCCAGCUCGAAGUCCUGUGGGAAGAGCUGCGGAGGAGGCACCAGAGGAACGCCGUGUUUCUGAAGGCCUCAGAGGAGCUGGGUUUUAGGGUUGUAAAAGUGCUCCAGGCCCUGGGCAGCCUGGAGGCCUGGCUGGAGUCCGUCGAGCUUUCCAUGAAGGAAUCUGCUCUUGCCGGUGACCCUGAAACAAUGAGCGUGGCUGAGAGGGAGAGCUGUCUGCUGGAGAAAGAAGUGGCAGCACGCAGCCUGGAGCUCAGCGCUCUGAGGCAGGAGGUGGACCGCCUCCACGGCCACAGUCACCCCCACACACGAGGCCUGCUGGCGCGCAUGGAGGAGGUGGAAAGAAAGUACCACCGUGUCCAAAGUGCCCUUACCCAGCAGAACUCAGAGCUGCAGGACACACGGAUGCUGACUGAGUUUCUGGAGCGCGUGGAGCUCGAGGAGAGCCAGGAGCUCAGAGGUGCUCCGUUCGACCUGGGCCAGCCUCUUCACAGUGAGAUGGCCUCAGCUCCUACAUUGCUGGGACUCCAGAGCAGUGGCAGUAGCGAGCCCCUGAUCGAAAGCAUGGGAGACCCUGUGGAGGAGCUACGCGAGGCUGUAGAGAUGCUGAACGACACUGUUCGGGAAAGAGGCCGUUCGCAGAGCCACGACCAGGCCAUCCAGGAGCUGCUGAGCAAGCAUGCCAGCCUGGCGGUGCGCGUGGAGGAGUGCCUAUGCUGCAGCAAGGAGCUGAGCCUGGACAUCCUGGAGAAGGAGACAGACAUGGCCGUCCAGUGCGAGCCAGACCGCUGCGGCCUCGAGGCUCUGCAGGAGAAGCAGGACCACCUGGAGAUUGACUAUGAAGUCAUCAGGGAGGAGGUGCAGGAGACGGAGAAGCAGGCUUCUCGGUUGGAGGAGCUGUGCCCGGAGAGAGUGCGCGUGCUCAAGGUGAAGAUCCCGGCCAUGCUGCAGGGCUGGGCAGAGCUGGGGAAGAGUGUGACGGAGAACAAGUCACGUCUGCGAGAGUUUGUGCAGCUCCAGGACUUCUUCAGGAGCUACCUCGCCAUGAUCUCUUGGACAGAAGACACCAGGUCGUGCAUUUUCUCAGAUACCGCGUUGCAUCUUGGAAAAGAUGGCCAGAAGCCACUGGCUGCAGAGCUGGACAUGCAGAUUGAGCUAAAGUUUGAGGAGUUCGACGAGCUGGUGGCCACGGGAAGGAACAUUUUAGACAAGGAGCACCACCUCACGCAGAUGGUGAGAGAACGCAUGGAGGAACUGAGGAGCAUGCUUGGGUGGAUCUUGGUCCACUGGAGGGCUCAGAAACAACAGUGGCUUCACAAGAAGAGCAGACAGGAACUUUCACAAGAUAACAUUUACUCCGAGGCCACAAUGUGCUCUCCAGUCACAGAGAGUUCAGCUCCUGAGCUUGAGCCCUACCAAUCCCAUCAGUCCCCAGUCUUCAGCUAUGAUGACGACAAAUCAAAGGCCGCAGGAGACCGACGAUCCUUGUUGCUGUCGCCCAGACAGUCCGAGCAGCAGCAGGAGGAGAAGCAGUUAGAGGAUGGGUAUGAGGUCAUGAACAGCAUCCCACCACGGGGCGGUGAGGCCGCCUCCUCAGAGUCCCCCAAACCCUCUAUUGUGGUCCUCAAAGAGCCCGGCAGCCCUGCUUUAGGGGGCACGGUCAACCUGAUACUUAGCUUUGGUAACACAGGGGACAGCCAGGUUCAGGUGCUCGACCCACCUGCUAGGACGGAUGAGGUGGAGGAGGAGACCUCUGAGCCUGUCCACAGGGUAAGUACCUACUUGCAUGUCAAGGAUAACAACUUGGCUGUGUCCCCUGUGUAUGAGAGUAUCACCCUGCCCCGUCAAAAGAGCCGCUCCGCAGCCUCAGCCUCCCCGACUUUCUCGCUGUCCUCCUCCGUCUCGCCUUCUUCCUCAGCGCCUGCGCCUCAGACGGCUAAUGUAACCUUCCACCCUUUGGCGGGGAGCGGCAGCAGCUCCAUCUUCAGCAGCCUCAAGAGAAUGGGCAAGAAGAGGAAGAGGAAGAGAGACGCUCGCAGACACACUAUCCAGAAAAUCAUGGGAGUGGAGGAGCAGACAGACGGGAUGCCUCACUAUGCCUGCGAAAUGAUGAUGUAUGACACGCAUACAUGGCCGCUGAAGGAAGGCAGAAGGAAGAAGAGUACACCAAAGAGUGUGGAAGCCAUGGCCUAUAUGAAGAAUCCCCUGCUGAGGGACAUCGAUACAGAAUGUUCAGGAGAAUACAGCACUAUUCCAUAUGCUGUAUCAGAGGAGCCAACUGCAAACCACGUGAGGAGCCACUGCAGAUUCCUCUCGUUGGGCUCUGUGCUGAGCUUCGAACUACCUAAGGACAUGACCCUCAUCCCCAGCAUUCAGGACAUAAUCACAAUCGCCCCUCCAGAGUCCAAAAAAGGAGCUGGGACUGAUCCAGACCCGCUUUCCCAGAGACACACAGCCCUGAGCUCUUUCAAACAGACUCGACCCACUCCUGCCGUCCCAUCAGCAGAUACAAACUUUUCGGAAACUUCGCCGGUCGUGGUGAAAGAUCUGCCUGACGUGGACAACAGCUUCCAGACGCCACCUUCCCCAGAAGAGGACCAGACUGUGCCGUGUAAUGACCUUUCUCAAGCCCAGUUCAGUCUGCAUGAGGACGCAGAGCAGGAGUGGGACAAAGUGUCAUCAGAGGUUAAAACCAGUGCAGCUGAGAGGACCGUCCAGUCUUCCCAGCUUCCUAUUUAUGUGAACCAAGCCCAGAGUACAGUUGAACAUAAACACAAGUGCCCCAGUGUUCAUACGCUCAUUCGAGACCUAAACGGACACCAGUACCAUAAAUGUCCAAGAUCCCACAGUGUGCAUGAAGAGAGUCCUGGACUUCAGUCUCUGAGCCAGGCCUCUCAUAUGGUGGUGAAUCUGAAGUCGACAGUGAGCGUGAGUGUUCGCCAGGACUCAGUCGACUCUGGAAUCUCCACGUCCAGCAGUAUCAAGCUUUCCUCUGACGCUCCAUGUCCAGAUAACCUGCAGCCCAAGGGAGUGGUGGGAAGGCUCAUGUCCUUUGAGGUGGGAGGGAUAGACUGCACUAAAACAAGGGAGAGCAAUGUAACACCGUCGGGUCCAUCGACAGACUCGGCAGAGCUCGAAGCAGAGCGCGUUCACCUCGACCACCAGCAGUUUGAGGAGGAAGAAGAAGAACUCCAGGACAUCUGGAACCAGACUACUAACUACAGACAGAGCAUCUGCUCAGACAUCAUGUACCAGCCCAACCAGGAACAGUCGGAACCAUCAGACCAUUCCAGAGAGCCCCUUGUCCGGUCACCGUCACCGAAGCCCCCAGCUGUACUCUACAGGAACCUGGCCACAGCCUCAGCACCCAACCUCCUCGUGGCUGAGUUCAAACUGCCCCCCUACGUUCAGAGCUUGCUGGGUUAUGACAGGGAGCCCAAAGGUCACCACCCUCCAAUGGCCAUAGGAGACAGGAGAUCAUGGGCAGCCUUCCCUAACAGGGAACCUGCCAGCAAGACCUCAGUGACAUUGAAUGAGACGGCGUCUGAUCCAGUGAAGCUGCCAGACGUGGGCGACAAUCAGAGAUACAUUUAUCAAUACAGAGAGGACGAGGAGGAGGAAGAGGAGGUGGAGGAGGCAAAGGCGGGGGAGGAGGUGGAUGAGCACAGAGGUUGUUCGAAGGAUCAGUCCAUGAGUCUGCUGUCAGUUCACAUGGGUUUGGAUGGCGUCUGUCAGCAAAGACAAGCCUCUCAAAGUCUGGACAACAUGGACAAGCAGGAGGGAUCAAUGACCACAGGAGGGCGCUGUGUCACCCUGGGUGGAAAUCCUGAACUGCAGUCUAUGGAGGGACCGCUGGAGAGGAAGCACAAGCUGCAGCUGGGAGGAAAGAAAGCAGCCUCCCGAGGGUGGAACUCCUACCACGCCGUCCUAUAUAGACACACCUUGUGCUUCUACCAGGAUAGGAAGGAUACACUGAGGAGCUCUGCAUGUGGCCUCCCGCUGAACCUGACGGGAGCCGUGUGUUCACCUGCACCAGAGUACACCAAAAAAGCCAACUGCCUCCGACUACAGCUCCGCGAUGGUUCCGAAUAUCUGCUCAAUGCGCCGUCACGCUUUAUGAUGAAGAAAUGGAUGAUGAAAAUACAGGCAAAUACAGGUCAAAGUGAGUCUGUGUCUUCGUUAUCAGGCGUCCCAGUUGAUCAAGACUUCCCCAUUUCCUCAGAGCCCUCCCUCUGCUCCCGUUGCCUCGGUCUUGCCAAAUGCUACUGCUCCUCCCGACAUGAUGUCACCUCCACGUUCCCAGGGCGCAAACCAUCGGGCGCCGCCCAAACCAAAGAGAUUGUUGUCCUCACCAGAGAGUUCACCCACAUGCCACAGAGUCAUUUAAGGAGCGUGGACGAGCGGUCGACCAUGUCAUCCUCUUGCUGUGAUGAUGAUGAAGACGAUUCCAAGCAGACAGUGACUCACAGACUGUCGGCUGCAUCCAGAGCCGACACCUCCUCCUCUCCUCACUCCUCUGUAUCCAGCGGUGACGACUGGCUCAGCAACAAGCGUCGCUCCCACUCCUUCACAUCAGCAACCUUUCAGAAGAUCAAACCUGUGUCGCACAUCCCCGGAGGCAGAGGCCUGGAGAAAGGCUCCAACUACUGUGUGACUCUCGUAGUUGGAGACAAGUCAUCAGACAGUUCAUGCAGGAGUUCUGAGCCCCCGCUGCUGGCCUUAGCUGGAUGGCAGCAAGACACCUGUCAGGACUCUGCUCUGAGGAGCUACGCCAGCCUGCCACGGCCACGCAACAAGUCUGUCUUUAAAAAGUUCUUCGGGAAAAGGGACCUUUGAGUUGUUGUUGUUUUUUUUUUAACUAAUAAAGUGUUUUACAAAUAGUUUCUAAUGUGCAGUGCACAUAUUUGUUGAAAAGACAAAAAAAAAAAAAAACGCUACUACUGACUGUAUUUAUGAUUGGAAGAGCUACCACAGUUUUAUUUUUAAUGUGUUUCAUACAAAUCACUUCAUGGGCUGAAAAGUCCUCACAACGAGUCCGUUUCGUGUUUACUUCCUCCUUCUCUUGUCAAGUGAAAGGAACAAUACUGUGUGAGUGUGCACUGUGUAGUUGUAGAUUUGAUUAACUGCAAACACAUUUUUUUCAUUAUUCUUUUUUUUUUUUUUGUUUUCAUAUUUCCUUUUUGUAUUGUUUUGGAAUGUUGUGUUAUGGGGUUGACAGUCUGUGUAUAAAGGAAACCUUCCUGUUCAGUGGAGAAUCACUAUAGAAACCAAAUUUUAGAGAAUAGUUGCAGUGAUGACUCAGCCAUGACUAAGUAUUAACAAUAUCUUGAACUCAUGAUGGAUCGUUACAGCUCCUCUGCUUCAAUGUGGCGCACCAAAACAUCUGCUUUCUUCCACUAAAAUCAGCAGUUUGAUACUGCUCCAGCUUGUCUGAUAUUAACACUUUUUGAGUACUAAUUAUAGCGAAGACUGUUCAAAAUAAAACAUUAAAACCAGUGA
Messenger RNA from Acanthopagrus latus (yellowfin seabream), 7818 nucleotides. RefSeq lists its product as uncharacterized. The transcript has 33 exons. NCBI's taxonomy places the organism in Eukaryota, Metazoa, Chordata, Actinopteri, Spariformes, Sparidae. Gene Ontology annotation, molecular function: actin filament binding; phospholipid binding. Gene Ontology annotation, biological process: actin cytoskeleton organization; muscle cell development. Gene Ontology annotation, cellular component: cortical actin cytoskeleton; Z disc; cell projection. Bases 145 to 7155 code for a protein of 2336 amino acids. The record is from RefSeq and is a predicted model, not a curated record.